AAGGCAGGGUGACUGCUUGCCAGGCAGCUGGAAAUUCCUUAGUGCCACAAGGCAAACAAAUUCCCAUGGUCCUGCUGACCGCACCUGCCCUCAGCUCCUGCUGAUCAGAGGAUGGUCUCCCCAGCUAUUCCCUUCCUUCUCCCCUUUUCCCAGCAGCUGUAUUGUUUACCAGGUAGGAACAGAGGAAAGAAACACAGCAAUCUGAGAAAGAGGGAAGAAUUGAUUUCUAUGUUGCUUGUAUGCUGCCCAUCCUGCCUCUUUGCAGCUGGCUUCCCUGGGUGGCAAAGUGACCCUGCCUGUGCUGGUGUGGUCGGGUGCAGCGGAUAUCUCAUGGAAGGAGCAUUGUCCUCUGGCUAUAAAUAGCCUGGCUCCUAGCAGGCCACAGGCUUUGGGAAUAACUCUGCUGGUGUCCUGGGGACUUCUGGCCCUGCUCGCCUCCCAUAGGUAGAAGAUGCACUGUGGGGUGCCUGUGCCACUGCUGCUGGAAGAGCACAAAGUCUUAUUUGCUGAUUUGUACAUCUGGUUCUGGGCUGUAACUGGACAUCAGCGCUGCUGACAGCAAGGCAGGGGCAAACCAUUGUUUUUUGACACCUGAGAGAUGAAAGGAACAGAGGCAUCUGUAGGCUGCACAGGAACACUGGCCAGGCCUAAGGGUGUGAGGGGUGCAGUCUGGGCUGCUGAAGGCACAGCCAUGUCUGUCAAAUAGUAUCUGUAUGGAUCAGUUCCUUGGUAGAGUGUAGUAGCACUCUGAACUAAAAAGCCUAAGGGGAGGAGGUAUGUGGGGAAGAAGCAGGAGCCCGGGUAUAAGUCUGUGUAAAAUCAGCCUUGGGAAUUGCUCUUACCUGUUCUGGAGUCCUGUAUUCCGUAGCAGGGAAGGAGUCUACUUUCAUCUGUUUUUGUCACCUUUAUCUUUGUUUUCUUGUGAGCACACCUUGGCUCUGAAGAUAAGGAGGGAGAAGGUUGUUCUGGGCCCUGGCACUGCUAGGGACCAACAGGGACUUUCUCACAGAAAAGACUAACAGCUAGAGACAGCUUUGAAUGACUGGGAGAGGUGAAGGCUGCUGAGGCAUCGGCCCAAAUUUAUGAUGGGACUCUAGCGUGUCCAAGGCUUCCCCCUGCCCAGGGCCAAGUCUUUUUGAACCAUACUGAUUGCAUUCUGGGUGACAGCUGGAGUCUGGUAGGACUGAGGAACUUCUGAGCUGUGGUUAAGAACCUGUUGGAAGGGCGUGCUUGGGUGACAAGGAUGAGGCUGGGAGCAAGUGGUGCGGAGUGCCAACCUGCUGAGUCAGCGUGACUGGCCUGGAGCAGCCGUGCUCUGGACCCUGCCUGCUGCCUGCCAGGCUAUUUUUAAAAACGUAGCUUCCGUGUAUUCUGACUCCUCCUAGUUUUUUAAUUUCCCCCACCACAAGCGGAAAAACUAUCAUUGCCACAAAGUCUCUGUGGGAGCAGGGGUGUGGAAGGGCAGCAGUUUCUGCUCAGGAACAGAGUCUGCUGCUCAACCCGACUGUCAAGGCUGUCGUGUUAUGACGACCCCCAAUAAAGGAAACAAGGCCUUGAAGGUGAAGCGGGAGCCAGGCGAGAAUGGGACCAGCUUGACAGAUGAGGAGCUGGUGACCAUGUCCGUGAGGGAGCUGAACCAGCAUCUACGGGGCCUGUCAAAGGAGGAGAUCAUCCAGCUGAAGCAGCGUCGGCGCACGCUGAAGAACCGGGGCUACGCAGCCAGCUGCAGAGUCAAGCGUGUUACCCAGAAGGAGGAACUGGAGAAGCAGAAGGCAGAGCUGCAGCAAGAAGUGGAGAAGCUGGCCUCUGAGAACGCUAGCAUGAAAAUGGAACUCGAUGCUCUCCGCUCCAAAUACGAGGCUCUCCAGAACUUCGCCAGAACCGUGGCCCGGAGCCCCGUGACCCCUGCGCGGGGGCCUCUCACCUCCAGUAUGGGGCCCCUCGUCCCUGGCAAGGUUGCUACUACUAGUGUCAUCACAAUAGUGAAAUCCAAAACGGACGCCCGGUCUUAGUGAAACGAGUGCUGCCUGAGCUUGUCUGUGCAGGGCAAUUAGGCACAAAACCAGCCUGGAAUCCCCAAAGCACAAACCCUCUCCACAUGGGUCCGGGUUCCUUCGACUUGGCCCAGGACUGGCCCGCUGAUAGCUCCAGUUUAUUUUGUUGUGUCCAGAUUGGUAUGAGCAGUGGUGAUGCGUCCCUUGUCCUGUGCAGACAGAGCCUUCACCCAGCCGUCUGUAGCCCUCGGGUGCCCUGGGGACAGACUCUGCGAAUUUGGUUUUCUACCCAAAGAAAGUCUGUGCAGCAUGGCUAAAGGAAGGGCGGGGAGCAGCCCAAGGGAGGCUUUCUUCCUGGGGGCCAGGAACCCUAAUUUUGGUCACUUCCAAAGGCUUUAUUUCAUGACUAUUCUGGGUGGUGCAUCUCGGCACAUGAACCUGCUGCUUUUGUCUCCUUUGGUACCCGUAGUUGCAGUCGGGGUGUUCUGUGUCAUAGGUUUUUAGUCCUUUCUAGGUGUGCCUCUGUGCCCUAACCGUGGGUUUCCCUCAGAUGUCUGUGGCGUUAGCUGUGUAAACUGGCAGUGGUGGGAAGGAUGACACUGCCGUGCUCUGCAGCUGCAGCCCCAGCGCCGGGCCCGAGCAGGGCCCAGCACCCUGGGGAGGGAGGGACGGUACCGUGUGGACUGCAGGCCGGUUUUGUGCCUAAUGUGUUGCACUGAACAAGACCAAAAUCACUAGUUGUUCCCGUGUUUUGAGGGUAUCAAGUGUCUCUAGUGUGAUGGUUUACACAACCAGUUUAUGUGGUUAAAUAGCCCUUUAUUUAAAGAGAGAAACAUCAUUUUAAGAGUUAUUAAAUUAUCUAAGUUUAAAAUUGGACAGAAGAAAGAGCAUAUUUAUAGUCAGCUUUUUUUACCUGAGAAGGAGAGAAUAUUUGACCAUAUGAAUGGGGAAAUAUUCUCGGAGACUUUGCUAGUUAAAAGUUAAUAAAUAAAUAAUUUUAAAGUUU
Molecule: messenger RNA, 3000 nt
Organism: Myiozetetes cayanensis
Lineage: Eukaryota; Metazoa; Chordata; Aves; Passeriformes; Tyrannidae
Gene: MAFG
Product: MAF bZIP transcription factor G
Exons: 3
Coding region: 1524-2012 (162 amino acids)
Biological process (GO): regulation of transcription by RNA polymerase II; regulation of epidermal cell differentiation
Cellular component (GO): nucleus
Molecular function (GO): DNA-binding transcription factor activity, RNA polymerase II-specific; RNA polymerase II cis-regulatory region sequence-specific DNA binding
Source: RefSeq, a predicted model, not a curated record